CUUCCGCAGGUGCGCGCUCGCAGCCGGAAAUAUAUUGAGACAAACAAAACAGGGAGAGCACGACCGAGGCGUGUAUGUGGGAUAUUUUGAAAUCAAAUGUCCAGCUAUACUUCAUCGCCGAGACCAGAUAACGACGACGACCUCGACAACGACGACAUCUACAGCACAGACGAGGACGGCAACGAUUCUGAUGAAGACACUGAAGAUGCCAGCGAAACAGAGGACAAGCAGCAGAACAAUCUUCCCCGCACUGAGAUAAGGGAGCAGAUGUACCAGGAUAAAUUGGCUCAUCUGAAAAAGCAACUGCAGCAUCUGAAGGAAGGCACCCUCCCCGAAUACAUCAAGCGGAACAGGAGGAUCGAACAGCAGUAUCGUGAAAGACUGCGUCUGAACGAGAUCUGGAGAGAUAUUGAGCUGGAGAUAGUUGAGAGAGAACAUAAGAAAGAGAAGAAAGCAUCAGCUAAAGAGUUUGAGGAGAAGAAGAUCGAACUGAAGGAAAGUCUAAUCAUGGAUUUGGAGGAGAAGAAGAGAAACGUGGAGUGUGAGAGGGGAACGAUGGACAUGAACACUAGCAGUGGUACAGGAAUGACAGACUUUAUGGAAGUGAAGCCGAUCAUGACGAGGAAACUGCGGAGGAGGCCAAAUGACCCAGUGCCACUUCCAGAGAAGCGGAGGAAACCAUCGCCUGCUCAGCUUAAUUUCUUCUUGGACGAACAAGAGAUUCAGGAUGACCUCCGCAUCAUCAAUAAAGUGAGCGGUAAACCAAUCAACAAGAAGCCGGCGCCUGUCCCCACGCCGAUAGAAGGCGUGUCCGAUGUCAAGAUUGAUGAUGGCAAACUCUACUAUGACAAAAGAUGGUUUCACAGGAACCAGCCAGUGUUUGUGGAGUCGAAGGAGGGGGGCAAGGUGUGUGGCGUCAUCACAGGCGUCGGCUCGCAGGAGAUCUGGGUGCGGAAGACGUCUGACAACACCAAACUCCGUAUCUACGUCUCCCAGCUACAGAAAGGCAAAUACAUCCUCCGUCGUCGCUCCACAUGACCUGUGUGAGAUGUCAUCACCCUGUCAUCACUGUCAUACAUAUGACGUCAUGCUCAUCACCAUUUUACAUCAUGUUGUCAUGGCAACACUCGAGAUAACCACUGGGAUAUUUAUACUCUACCGUCUACAGCUCUGUAAUUGUUCUACCACUACAAACAGUUAUUUAUUGGUGAAUCUUUUCGCUGUCAGUCCUAUUCUGAAUGAUCUGCAUAAGGAUUUAAUAAAUAAUCUUUUGACUGACCAAGGGGUGCAAAGUAUAAUAAUAAGCUUGAUGUCAUGUUCAUUGGCAUAUAUUGGCAUUAAUGCAUAUUAUUAAUAUCAGUGUCUUGAUCCUGAAAUGUAAACAUCAUGUAAAGAUGUUUACAGGGACAAAAUUCUCAAACAUAUUUAAAUUUUUUGAUAUGUUAUUCAUGUUAAUAUUGUUUGUAUUUUAGAAUAAUUAUGAUGUAGAUUCCCAGUACAUAUGUGGUAUAGCGUUGUUUUCCCACCGUGUUCCUGAUACAGGGACUGAUCCUGUCCAGCAGUGGUUGGUCCGAUAACAGACGUCUGGAGCGUGCAUUCAGUCUAACAGAUUUCCUGGUUCUGUGACCUUGUUACAUUAUUAUCCAAUCCCAUGUAGAAAUGUUAGUCAACCAAUCAGAUUGUGGCACACACUCCCAUUCAUUCAAACUGUAGUAGGGGGGCGGUCGGGUAGCCUAGUGGUUAAAGCGUUCGCUCGUCACGCCGAAGACCCGGGUUCGAUUCCCGACAUGGGUACAAUGUGUGAAGCCCAUUUCUGGUGUUCCCCGCCGUGAUAUUGCUGGAAUAUUGCUAAAAGCCACAUAAAACCAUACUCAAUCACUCACUCACACUGUAGUAUAUCAUACGGUUAAUCUCAAUGCUUUUGAUUCAUUUUGCUUCAUGAACUGAUCAGUGAACUAAAAGCUGGCAACUAAACAUAAAAAAUAUUUAAUAUUUUUAUUUGUCAGUCCUCGUUUAUUCUGUGGAAAUUGAAAGAUAGUGUUAAGAAGUAAUCUCUCUUACUGAAGUGAAUAACUGUUCUGAUAGUUAGUAGUUCGCUCUUAAUCAAGAACAGGAUGUCAUUCUAAGCCGAUAUCACACUCAUAUCCUAAAUAAGAAGAGAAAUAUUUAAAUACUUUUUGUCUUUUCCUUUACUUCAGCGUACUGUUUAUUAGUACAAUUAAGUUAACUUAAAGCAAGGUGUUGAUGUAAUUUUAGUUUCCCGCAGUUAUUUUCAGAUAUUCCAGUGCCUAAAAUUUCUAUACAGAGUUACGUCCCUUUGGUGUGUCAGGAUCUUCUGAUCAUGGGUUCAAAUCCCAGAUUAUGAUCCUUAGUCGUCACCUACCUAUGCUUUAAGAUACAUGUAUUCACUGGAGUGUCAUAACACAUCUACAGCCACCAACCAUCAAGCUCCUCACAGCGAUAGUACGUUCCCGGAGCUCUCUAUACUAUCGCUGCCACCAGUCAAAACUCCCAACUGUGAAUAGGUGGCCACAACCAUGCUUGGAGUUGAACUCGCAACCGAAUG
Haliotis rufescens (red abalone) is the source of this 2566-nucleotide messenger RNA. Its product is annotated as sin3 histone deacetylase corepressor complex component SDS3-like. The coding region runs from base 97 to 1038 and encodes 313 amino acids. Lineage: Eukaryota; Metazoa; Mollusca; Gastropoda; Lepetellida; Haliotidae. Gene Ontology annotation, biological process: negative regulation of transcription by RNA polymerase II. The transcript has 9 exons. The record is from RefSeq and is a predicted model, not a curated record. Gene Ontology annotation, molecular function: histone deacetylase binding. Gene Ontology annotation, cellular component: Sin3-type complex.